AUGAAAAUACCAAAAUAUCCCCCACUACGUUCUGUGCGUCUCCCUGAACAGUUAAGGAUUCGAGUUCCUGAUUUCCGUCAAAAGUUCAAACAAUUGCAAAUGCAAGGCCAACCAAUCACUUUAGAAGGAAGAAUCACUAACAUUAGACAAAUGCUGAAGAAAACUUAUUUCUUCGACAUUAUUCAGGAUAAUACCAAGAUCCAGCUUCUUGCUACCACAAAUUCGACCAAAUUAGAUAGUGAAUCGUUCAAAGAGCAUUUCAUGCUAUUUAAUAAGAACGAUUCUGUUCACGCUACAGGGUUACCUCACAUAACGGGUACAGGCGAGUUACUGAUAAAACUAGAUCGACCUAUGGUGAGUUGUUCGCCCGCAGUUCGAGAAGUGCCCAGUAAGUUGGUUGACCGUUCGCAAAUUAAUUCCAGAAGAGUCGCUCAUUACAUUUCACUGGCUGAAGCCAGAAAAGUGCUUACGAUUAAAUCAAAAGUCCUUCAACUGAUUAGGAACUACUUUCUAAAUCGAGACUUUGUUGAAGUCCAGACUCCAUUACUUGCUGAAUCUGGUACGGGAGCUAAUGCCACUCCGUUUAUUACUCGCUCUAAGGCGCUUGAAAAUGAUCAACAACUACAAUUGAGAGUGGCACCAGAAAUAUGGUUGAAGAAAUUGGUAAUUGGUGGGUUUGAUAAAGUGUUUGAAAUAGGCCAGAAUUUCCGGAACGAAGGUAUUGAUGGUACACACAAUCCAGAAUUUACUUCCUGCGAGUUUUACCAAACAUGGACUGAUUUGGAUGAACUUAUGAACAUCACAGAGGAGUUAUUCGCUCAAUUAAACGUUGAUGUUGGUUCCCCCAUUGAGUUUAAACCAAUUAUUAAAUAUGAGUUUGUUCCUACUAUAGAGAAGAUGACAGGUAUACCAUUCCCCAAAGUUUUAGAUCAAACAUCAUUAUUAGACUAUUUUGCAAAGUUGGAUAUCCCCUUCCCCGAGAUUAAGUCACCACUGAUUCUCCUUGAUACACUUUGUUCAACAUAUUUGGAACCAUUAUCAAACGAGAACCAACCGAUUUUCAUUUACAACCAACCAGCAGAGCUUUCACCGCUAGCAAAGUCGACUGAAAUAGAAUAUGGCGGCGGCCGGAAGUACGAUAUCUCUUUGCGAUUUGAGAUGUUCAUCAACGGAAGGGAAUACGUCAAUGCAUACGAAGAAGAGAACUCUCCAGAGACUCAGAAACACAAGUUUGAACUACAACAACGUGCUAAAACAGAGUAUUUGGAUCCAGAAUCACAAAUCCCCGACUGGCAUUACAUUGAAGACAUGAAGUACGGCUUACCACCAACUGGUGGUUGGGGGUGCGGCAUUGAUAGGUUAGUCAUGUUAUUUGCUGGCGUCUCAAGGAUUGAAGAUGUUCUCAGUUUUGGGAACUUGCGAGAUGUUAUCCGCCAAUGA
Lizanozyma spartinae is the source of this 1440-nucleotide messenger RNA. RefSeq names its product lysine--tRNA ligase (gene MSK1). Gene Ontology annotation, cellular component: cytoplasm; mitochondrion. Gene Ontology annotation, molecular function: lysine-tRNA ligase activity; ATP binding; tRNA binding. The record is from RefSeq and is a predicted model, not a curated record. The transcript has a single exon. NCBI's taxonomy places the organism in Eukaryota, Fungi, Ascomycota, Pichiomycetes, Serinales, Debaryomycetaceae. Gene Ontology annotation, biological process: mitochondrial lysyl-tRNA aminoacylation. The coding region runs from base 1 to 1440 and encodes 479 amino acids.